AUGCCCGCAGUCUCACCAAAAGGGCAGCCCACCAGCUUCCACCCUGGCUGGGACCCCAGGAAGGGCCAAGGCCUGGCCCUGAGAAAAGGUACUGAUGACAGGCCCGGGGUCCGCCGGGAGGCUGCGGGCAGACGCACCGGCGGCGGGCCAGUCUGCUUCCAGCCCGGCGACCGGGAGAGCACGCCCAGGGAGAAGCCGGGGCGCUCCUUCCCCCACCGCGGGCCGCUGGAGGGCGGGCCGCUGGGAGGCUGGCGCUGGCGCCGGGCACGCGGGGCAGGGGGUGCCCCGGGAGCAGCAGGGUCCUCCGGCCACCGGAAACCAGCCCCUGCCGGGGAGAACCGCCGCCCACAGGAGGAGGCCGCGCCCGACGACGCGGCCGCCGCCGCCGCGCUGCGCCUGGCGCUGGACCAGCUCUCGGGGCUGGGGCUGGGGGGCGCGGGCGGCCCGGACGAGGAGGGGGCGGUCGCGGGCGGCGGGGACGGCGCGGUUGCGGCGGCGGCGGGCGGCGCGGACGGCGGGGCGGCGGCGGAGCCCGCGCCCCUCGACGGGCCGGAGGCGGGCGCGCCCGCGGUGGUCGAGGCCGUGGCGCCGGGCUCGCUGGCGCUGCUGGAGCCCGACGUGAGCCCGCCGCCGCCGCCCCGGCAGUCGCCGCCCGACGUGUUCGCCGGCUUCGCGCCCCACCCCGCGGCCCUGGGCCCCCCGACGCUGCUGGCCGAGCAGAUGAGCGUGAUCGGCAGCCGCAAGAAGAGCGUGAACAUGACCGAGUGCGUGCCCGUGCCCAGCUCCGAGCACGUCGCCGAGAUCGUGGGUCGCCAGGGGUGCAAGAUCAAGGCUCUGCGUGCGAAGACAAACACGUACAUCAAGACGCCGGUGCGCGGGGAGGAGCCGGUGUUUAUCGUGACCGGCCGCAAGGAGGACGUGGAGAUGGCCAAGCGGGAGAUCCUGUCCGCCGCCGAGCACUUCUCCGUGAUCCGCGCCACGCGCAGCAAGGCCGGCGGGCUGCCGGGCACCGCACAGGGGCCGCCCAACCUGCCGGGACAGACCACCAUCCAGGUGCGCGUGCCCUACCGCGUGGUGGGGCUGGUGGUGGGGCCCAAGGGCGCCACGAUCAAGCGCAUCCAGCAGCGGACCCACACGUACAUCGUGACGCCCGGGCGCGACAAGGAGCCGGUGUUCGCCGUCACCGGCAUGCCCGAGAACGUGGACCGCGCGCGCGAGGAGAUCGAGGCGCACAUCACGCUGCGCACCGGCGCCUUCACCGACGCGGGCCCCGACAGUGACUUCCAUGCCAACGGCACCGACGUCUGUCUGGACCUGCUCGGAACGGCCGCCGGCCUCUGGGCCAAGGCCCCCAACCCCGGCCGGCGGCCCCCCGCGCCUGCAGCCGGCCUCCGCGGGGACGGGGCCCUGGGCGCCUCCGGGGGCCCCGAGGCCUUCUACGCGGGGGGCCGUGGGGGGCCGCCGGUGCCCGAUGCGGGCCCCGCCAGCCCCUAUGGAGGCUCGGGCAAUGGGGGCUUCACCUUUGGUGGGGACGGCCCGGGGGCCCCUUCGGGGCCGCCCGCCCCCGAGGACUGUGACUUUGGCUUCGACUUCCUGGCGCUGGACCUGACCGUGCCGGCCGCCGCCACAAUCUGGGCGCCCUUCGAGCGAGCUGCGCCGCUGCCCGCCUUCAGCAGCUGCUCGGCCGUCAACGGGGCCCCCGCGCCCCCCGCCCCCGGCGCCCGGCGCAGCAGCGGGGCCGGCACGCCGCGCCACUCGCCCACGCUGCCCGAGCCCGGGGGCCUGGCCCUGGAGCUCCCGCUGGCCCGCCGCGGCGCGCCCGACCCGGUGGGCGCCCUGGCCUGGCGGCCGGCGCAGGGCGCACUGUCGUCCUUCUCCGGCGGUGGCGCCGGCUUCCCCGCGGCCACUUCGCUGCCCAGCGGCUCCUCGGCCUCCGCGUGCCCCGCCCUGGACUCCGGCGCCCCCGAAGGCGGCCGCAAGCCCCCCGCGGCCGCACCGUCGGCCGCCCCGACCCCGACCCCGGCCGCGCCCGCUCCGGCCUCAGCGCGGGAGUGCGUGGUGUGCGCCGAGGGCGAGGUGAUGGCCGCGCUGGUCCCCUGCGGCCACAACCUCUUCUGCAUGGACUGCGCCGUCCGCAUCUGCGGCAAGAGCGAGCCCGAGUGCCCGGCCUGCCGCACGCCUGCCACCCAGGCCAUUCGCGUGGAGACGGCUGCCCGGCGGCACUCAGUCCCUAACAAAUAAACAGUAUUGAAUCGACAGGUUAAAAUAAAACAGAGAGAAAAGGUCUGUUUGCACUUUUUAUUUAAGACUCCCCGCCCGCCAGGGUGAUCUUUUUAAGGGGUAAAAAAUAUAUAUAUAUAGAUAUGAUUUUUACAACUCUCGGUUGUCCGUCUUUGGGACCUGGGUUUCUGACUCGAUGGCGCUGGCAUCGGAGGCCGCCGCAGCCUCUGUGAAUCCCCUCAAGGAGAAGGGCCACGUUUUUACUCCCUCUGCGGGCUGACCGGCUGCCCUUCCAAGUGUCGGCAGGGGACAGGCUGGAGGGGGCGGGGUGGGGGGCGGGGGGCCGACCAGAAAUUUCUAACUUUGUGUUUUUAAUUAUUAAUCUCCUUCUGUGGUUUCUGUUGUCAGUUUUUAAAUUUUUUUAAAUUGUGGUUUUUUUUUAAGCUUUUACUUUUUACCUCUGUGUAUAUGUAGGGAAUUUAUAGGGAAAUAUGUACUUUAUGGAAUAAAUUUUAAGAACUAAAAAUAUAUUUUAUUUUAAAUAAAGUAACGGACCUUUAAUCUUACACAGCUAAAUUACUGAUUAUAUAUUUGCUGAGCUGACUUAAGGGUUCAGAAAAUUGUAUCAAGAGUUUUAUUUUUUGACUUCAAAGCCUUCUUAAUAAAGUCUUUUUACUACAUGUGA
This is a messenger RNA of Lontra canadensis (Northern American river otter), 2905 nucleotides long. It is a transcript of the gene MEX3D, whose product is annotated as mex-3 RNA binding family member D. Gene Ontology annotation, molecular function: RNA binding. The record is from RefSeq and is a predicted model, not a curated record. Lineage: Eukaryota; Metazoa; Chordata; Mammalia; Carnivora; Mustelidae. Bases 1 to 2241 code for a protein of 746 amino acids. The transcript has 6 exons.